ACUAGCGGUGAAUUUGGGGGUCAAGUACGCAUUUAUCUCUCAGCUGUUCAUACAUCAAUCCACAUGCCUUUCAAGGAUAUCUGGCAGAUUGCACAAUCCAAGACAAAGUGACAUUUUUGGAUGCCAAUCUGGCAGAUAAGUAUCAGGAUGUGGCCGAAUGUUUGAUGGAUCGCACGAUCGAAUCCUAUGUGGGAAUGCGUCUUGAGACAGCUCAAGGUGAGAUUGUUGGAAUCAUUGGGGUUAUCCAUGAUCGUCCAUUGACUGAACACGACGGAAGGGUUGUAAAGAUGAUCCUGGAUCAAGUUGGUAUUCGUGUUGCCAAUGAGCUGGAUCGAUUGAAGGUCGAGGCUAAUCUGAUUUAUGCUCGCGAUGUGGCUGAAUCGACUGCAAAGAACAAGACCAAGUUCUUGGCAGACAUGUCUCAUGAGAUCAGAAACCCAAUGAAUGCUGUCGUUGGAGUCACUGAUAUCCUUUUGGACACAGUAGGCCUUUCGGAGGAACAGACUAGCUAUAUUGAAGUCAUCCGAACGAGUGGACAACACUUGUUAACUGUCAUCAACGAUAUCUUGGACAUUUCUCGAAUCGAUCAAGAUGUCAAAUUUAUGCUUGAGAGAAGACCGCUCAGUCUACGCAAGUGUUUGAAAGAUGCGGUGAGUCUGGCAGGCCUAACACCUUUGCACGAUGUCUCGAGAUCAAUCAGUGUGAUUGAAUGGCCCCACGACAUGGAUGAUCUGGGUCCGUUCAGUGACAUUGGGGAGGAGACUAAUGUCUUGCCAUUGCUCUGGAGUAUUGAUCCAGAUGUACCAGAACACCUUUUGGGCGACAUCACUCGGCUUCGACAAGUCCUCAUCAAUCUUUGUACCAACUCGCUCAAGUUCACACAACGGGGACGUGUUUCGGUCCAUGUCUCGAUUCAUCAGCCUAAUAAUGUUCAACUUCCCAUCAUUCGACCAAAUUCCUCAUCUAUGGUGAUGAGAUCUUUGCCCAAUACAGGGCAACAUGGAUCAGGAAUAGGGGCAGGGCCUGGAAGCGUAGAUGGAGAUACGGCCUCAUUACCAACGUCACCCAUGUUACUUGGUAGCGACCAUAGAACACCGAUGGUUUUUCAACAGCGGUAUGAUGUCAAAGCAGCGGAGAGUAACAGUCAUAGUAGCAGCAUUCAAAUCAAAUCUGCAGCAGCAUCGACGCGUCGUCGUCAAGCAGAUAAGCAGCGUCACGUCCCGACUGCAGCCAUGGUAAUUGGAUCAUCUUCUAAUAGCAGUGCCAACCACAACAACCACAAUGACCAUCCUCAUCCUACUUCAAUGUCAUCCUACUCUUCUCCACUUUCCAGCGCAUCGGUCUCAGUUUCUGCAGCAGGACCACCAUCCAUGACUGUUAUGGCACCAACGGCUAAUUCAUUGCAUGAAGACAAGAUGGAUGAGAACACUGUGAUUCUAGAGUUUGCAGUAUCGGAUACAGGCGUGGGUAUUCCAGCUAACAAGAUCACAGAGCUGUUCAGAUCGUUCUCACAAGUCGAUAUCUCGGUCAGUACUCGGUUUGGUGGUACAGGACUGGGACUAGCUAUUAGUGCUAGUCUUGUAGAGAAGAUGGGAGGCAACAUCUGGGUCGAGAGUACGGAAGGCGUGGGUUCUCGAUUUACAUUCACUAUUCCAUUCACUGUCUGUCAGUCAUCCGAGACUGAGACUGAUCCGUCUUUAACUGCACCUUCAUCGCCUGCUUCUGGCCCUAUGCGAUAUGAUUCUGUCAAUCGAAGCAACAAUUUAGACUCUUUUUUGUUACCAGCCUCGGUUAGCAUGCCAACUGUUGCUUCUACCAUCUCUACAACAAUUAAUACAGCAACUACAGAUUUAUCAACGCCUGUGAUAUUAGAAUCGGCAUCAGGAUCAGCAUCAACAUCAGCAUCAACAUCAGCAUCAGUAUCAGUAUCAGGAUCAGCAUCCGAGGCAUGUAAAAACGUGGAUAUUCAGGAGUUCCCUAGCUUGAUCGUUAGUAAAGGUAUCUCGGAUAAAGCAGUAGGAAAGAAGAAGAUACCAUCUCCCAGUAUUACAUCAACAACUGUCAAGACGACACCGACUGACCUAACAAUAUCAAUAACAACAACAUCACCAUCAACAGCAUCACCAUCAACAGCAUCACCAUCAACAGCAUCACCAUCAACAGCAUCACCAUCAGCAUUACCAUCAGCAUCAAUAACAUCAGUAUCUGAAAACAUCAAUAUUACCGUUCCUGCUGCUACUAUUGUUGCUAGCAAACCAACCGGUAGCAUGAGCAUGACGCCCACAUAUGCUAAGGUGGUAGAAUCGAGUCUUAAGCCACUGGCGAUCGAUGGUCGACCACUCCGGAUUUUGCUUGCAGAAGACAAUGUUGUGAAUCAGAAGAUCGCAGUGGGUGUGUUGAAGAAACUUGGGUAUACAGACGUAGAUGUGGCAAAGAAUGGACUCGAGGUCAUUGACAAGUUAGAUGGUGGCUCCUCAUACGAUGUCAUCUUGAUGGAUGUAACUAUGCCAGUUAUGGAUGGGUUAGACGCUACAAAAACUAUUGUGGAAAGACGAAAACGUGGGUUACUGCUUCAAGCUGCAGCCGAGACUGUUACGGGUGUAGAGGUAGAAGGUGGAGUAGCUAGUACUUUGACAGGUUCGCAAAAGAAUGAGGAGGAAGGAAAGAAGGAAGGAGUCGUAACCAUUAGCAGUACAGAGGCGACUAUAACCUGCGAUACAACCUCCAUUACGGACAUUAGCACCAUCAAAGUUACUGAAAAACUCAAUAACUACAAGGACUUCUUGAAUGUUUAUGUGAUUGCUCUGACAGCUUCAGCCAUGGUGUCAGACAAGGAAAGAUGUAUGGAGGCGGGAAUGGAUGAUUUCAUGACCAAGCCUUUUGCACUCCUGGAGAUGAAACGUGUACUGAAUGAGUUUAUUCAGAGACGGAAUAAUGGUGCAAUCCAAACCAGGAAUGAGAUCUGUCUCGCAGCCGCUACAUUGGCUCUAAAGACUAGUCGGUGCAAUUCUCCAGGUUGUCAAGCAGGGCUCUUCUUAAGAGAGAAUGGUAUGACGGCGAUGUCAGGAAGUGGUCGGUCUUUGACUCCGACUUUAGGACGAUCUUCUAGUAAUACCAGUUCAUCAACGAGUCUAGUGGAUUUUGGUACUAUUCCUAAUGCGCCUACCGAAUGCACAGGCUGCGGUGGAAUACUUCCUGGUCUUGGAGAAGAUGUUCAAGGAGGUCAUGAGAACAGCUUGAAUGGAUCUACUCACAAUGGUCAUGGUACAAUUAACGGAGGAUUAAAUGGUCUUGCAUCCUCUUCAUCGCCUAGCUCUGCAUCCCAGAGCCGCUUCAAUUGUCGCAUGGAUGCGCCACGUCCCCUUCGACGGAACCUUGAAAGUCUUGCUUGCAGUCUAUUUACAGGGAGGCGAUCCCAUAGCGACACUGUCGCUACUGUUGCCACUGUCAAUAACAAUAGCAGCAACGGUAACAAUAGUAACAGCAGCAGUGGCGCUAUUAUAAGCGUCUCUGGACUUCCGGGGGGAUCAUUGGGUGGGAUGGUCAUGAAUGGAGUGAGUCCCUCGCGACGACCAUCGGAUAUGUUGUCGUUUCCAAGGCGCGACUGGCGGUCGUCAGGGUUGGGUAUGAGUAAUAACCACAAUGGUUUUGUGAACGGUAUUCAGGAUGUUCACCCCCUAGACACCAGUGAUUCUGAUCACCAUGAACACACUCAAUACCACCAGCAACAGGCACUUCCAACGCACCUACGUGUCAAGAGGGUCCUAUCUCCUAGUAAUUUGUCCAAAGAACAAGAGCCAAUGAGCCAGACUCCAACUCCGAUUCCAGCUGGCAGUAAUAGCAUCAACACAUGUAGGCCAAUGCCUUCACCUCUUAGUCCUCUGAGUCUAUUGACGACUGAUACUAUGGACUCAUCCUCGUCAAUCUCACCUCCGCUCUCGUCUGCUUCUUCCCCAAUUGAGUCAGAAUCAGUUGGACGAUCUUCCAAUGAAUCUUCCUCUUCAUCAUCAUCAUCUCGCUCUUCAACUUCAGUAGCAGAUUCAUCGAUAUCCUCCUCUUCCAAGGACACUACCACUACAGCGUAUUUCUCUGUUCGAUCUAGUCUGGACGAUACUUUGAUGGACAAUAUUAUUAGUAAUAGUGGUAAUAAUGAUAUCGAUAGCAACGGCAGUGGUACCAAUACUUCCAAUAUGAUCACAACGGAGAGUACGACAACAGCCACGGCGACGAUGACGAAGGCAGUAACAACGGCCAAGCAGGCUUCCGUGAUGGCUUGAUGGGCAUGAUAUCGUCUUUCUUUUCUUCCCUUUCAUUUUAAUCAUCCUCGUCAGCUACAACAACCGUAAGAACAGGAAACAAACCGUAGUGAAUGCUAUUGGCAUAUUUAUUCAUACCUGUAUUUCAUAAGGAGCAUUAUUUUGAACUUUGGAUCGAUAUUGUGGAGAGAAAGGAAGGGGUUACGGUAAAGCGAACCCCGUUUAAAUAAUCAUCAAUCAACUUUUGUCAAUUUUUAUUUUUAUUAUUAUUAUUAUUAUUAUUAUUAUUAUUAUUAUUAUUAUUAUUACUCAUAC
Lobosporangium transversale is the source of this 4571-nucleotide messenger RNA. Its product is annotated as histidine kinase-DNA gyrase B-and HSP90-like ATPase-domain-containing protein. Gene Ontology annotation, molecular function: phosphorelay sensor kinase activity. NCBI's taxonomy places the organism in Eukaryota, Fungi, Mortierellomycota, Mortierellomycetes, Mortierellales, Mortierellaceae. Gene Ontology annotation, biological process: phosphorylation; phosphorelay signal transduction system. The transcript has 6 exons. Bases 165 to 4277 code for a protein of 1370 amino acids. The record is from RefSeq and is a predicted model, not a curated record.